This is a messenger RNA of Asparagus officinalis (garden asparagus), 2444 nucleotides long. RefSeq names its product U-box domain-containing protein 40-like. Gene Ontology annotation, cellular component: nucleus; cytoplasm. The record is from RefSeq and is a predicted model, not a curated record. Gene Ontology annotation, biological process: protein ubiquitination. The transcript is spliced from 2 exons. The coding region runs from base 519 to 2312 and encodes 597 amino acids. Gene Ontology annotation, molecular function: protein binding; ubiquitin-protein transferase activity. NCBI's taxonomy places the organism in Eukaryota, Viridiplantae, Streptophyta, Magnoliopsida, Asparagales, Asparagaceae.
AAAAACAUGCACACACAUGCACCAGAAAAAAAAAACAAAUGUGGGGGGUUUUUAACGGUAUGAAAAAUUCAUAGUUUAGAGUUCUAAUACUAAAUAGAGCUAAUUUGAAGAUCUUGUAUUGAUCAAUAGCCUUCUGUGUUGCAAGUUUCUGUUAAAUCAGAAAUUUGUGAAGAGAAGAGGAUAGGUCCUCAAUCCAAUCUGAGCCUAGAAAUGUCAUCUGCUCGGUGUUUCUAGGCCUCAUUUAAUAUCUACAUUGUAUUUUAAUCAUUUGGACACUAAGUUAACUGGUUAUCUUAUCAUUAAUAAAAAUCUUGUAGCACUUAUGCAGGUUGUAACUGUCAAUUAAAAUGGUUUAUCUUCUAUUCAUUCAGCUGAACCUGGAAAUUGGUCUUAUAUUCAGUGUUUAUAGGCCCUAAAUUAAUCCCCCCCCCUGUUAUUUUAAUCAUUUGAACCCAAAGUUAUCUUAUAACUCAGAGAAAUCCGGUUACACAUAGGAAGGACACUAACUGCCAAAAAAUAUGAUUAGUUCACUAUUCAGUAUUCAGUUCUGGCAACGUUUUGAAAGUUCUGUCAAGAUUUCCGUAGCUAAUCCUUCUCUUCUCUUCUCUCCUCUCUUCUUUCGCUCUCACUCAAAAAUGGCAAGAGGACGGAAGCCAACUUUCAAGUUUUCUUUCUUCAAGGCUCCUCCUAACCCAGAGAAAGUAGAGAAAGUCUCUGUCUCUGGACCAAAAUCAAGCAUGAUGCAGAGCUUCAACCAUGGUGUAUCGAAGUUCAUCUCCUCCUCUCCCUUCAGCACCCUUUGUCUACCUCCUCUGGCAUCAAGAACACAACAAGACUUUCAUGGACCUCCCUCAGAGUUCCAAUGCCCGAUCACAGGUUCCUUAUUGUACGACCCAAUCACACACCCGAAUGGCUCGACACUCGAGCGUGUGUUCAUCGAAGCCUUCAGAGAAUUCAACUACAUUCCUUCGUCUCCUUUUGAUCUGACAACUAAUGAGGAGCUCAAAUCCAAGAUCCUCGAAUGGUGUGAUCUCAUCGGCCAUCCUCGCCCUCGCCCCAUCUCUCUAGAAGAGGCCUGCCGUUGCACUGAAGGAUUCUUGGCCUUCUAUGACAAUUUUCAGUCAGGGUUUACAAAGGUUUCUGAAGAUGACAAUGGUAGAUAUUUCUUGAAUUCAAGAAACCAACUUUCUCCCUCUUCAUCCUCUUCCAAAGGUGAUGAAACCAACGUCAGUCCUCUCAGAGAGUUCAAGAAGAUCAUUAGGGAGCCAGAUGUCAAGAAAACUUCACCAAGAAUCACCUACAACAGAAGGCCUCCUUCGUAUUUCUCAGAAGCAAUGGAAGCCAUCAACAGGAGUAAGACUGCAGUUCCUGACUCUAUUUCUACAACCGAAACCAUUGAUGUUGAUCCUAUAAAGGAAGUGGUCAUGAUGGAGCUAAAAAACGAGAACAUUGAAGUAAGAUUACAAGCCCUGAUCAUGAUCAGUAGCUAUGCGCGCCAGCACAGACACGUAUGUAUUGCUCUCUGCACACACGAUAUCCUCAGAUACCUUCUCCCAAAGCUUCACCCUCGUCACCCUGAGGUUCUUAUCACCCAAACUGCCAUCGCCUUUGCCAUUUUAUCCGAAGAACCCUCCAAUAGAAUUACUAUUGUCGAGUCUGGUGUAAUCUCACGUUUAGUUUCCAUCCUCAAGAACAGCGACACUGAAACCCGUGACAUUGCUGCCCUUGUUAUCCACAACCUUGCAUUAGAAGAAAGAAACAAGGAAGUAAUUGGGUCUGGCAUCAAUGUGAUUUCAGCCCUUGUUAGCUAUUUCUGUAAAUGUAAAGGAGAUUAUAUUGGGCGUAGAUAUGCAGGGAUGACGUUAUGCAACCUAACAAUUAAUUUUGGUGAAAAUCUUAUGAGGCUGGCAAUGACUUCAGGAGCUGUUCAUGAAUUGCUGAAGCUGAUGGUUGAUACAUCGAGCAUGGAGGCAAUGCGUUUAGGGGGUUUUGCAAUGGUGCUGAUGUCAAAACUGGCCUGGAUAAAAGAAGCGAGGAAUGUGUUGGUCCGAGUAGGAGCGGUUGAAAACAUAAUGAAAAUGAUGAAGGAAGGGACAGGGGAUGGAGAGUGUUGCUUGGCUGUGAUGUAUCAGAUUCAAACCUGUGAAGAUAACAGGGAGUUGUUUAAGCUGUCAGCAAUUUGCGCAGAAGCUGGUAAGGUGUUGUCGCAAGAUAGAGAAGAAUGGGGAGAAACAGGAAGGGAGAUGGCCAAGCGAAUGCUUGAAUUCAUCAGAAUCGACAACCACCAAUCUCCUGACUCAUCGCUGCAGUAAUAUAGUUGUAAGUGCAUUUGAGCAGUUCAUGUAGCAUAUAUUCAGUAUUGGCAUGUAUUCAGAAUGACAGAAUACUAACAUGGCAAUCCUGAUACUUCUCUAUUUUGCCAGUAGUACAUACAUUUUUUCAUA